Molecule: messenger RNA, 2748 nt
Organism: Amaranthus tricolor (Joseph's coat)
Lineage: Eukaryota; Viridiplantae; Streptophyta; Magnoliopsida; Caryophyllales; Amaranthaceae
Exons: 8
Coding region: 1-2748 (915 amino acids)
Biological process (GO): DNA integration
Molecular function (GO): nucleic acid binding
Source: RefSeq, a predicted model, not a curated record
AUGGAGGACAAAACCAAUCUGGUUGUUAGGAGGGCUUUACAAGCACGUGUGGAGGAGCCUUUGGCACCACAAAGACAACACAUUUUCAUCACCAAAUGCAAGGUUGGUGGCGAGGUAUGUGAUUUAAUUAUAGAUGGGGGUAGUGAGGCAAAUACUGUGUCAAAAACUUUAGUGUCUAGACUUGGUCUUACAACCACUAACCAUCCACAUCCUUACAAGUUGAGUUGGUUAGAUUCAAAUUCUAGUACGGGGGUUAGAAAACAAUGCAUGGUUAGUUUUUCUAUUGGUUCCUAUCAUGAUAGUCAAUUGUGUGAUGUUGUGUCAAUGGAUGCUUGUCAUAUUCUACUUGGUAGGCCAUGGCAAAUGGAUAGAAAGGAUUUUGAGGAUGUCUUUCCAGAUGAAUUACCUAUUGGGUUACCACCCUUGAGAGGAAUUGAGCAUCAAAUUGAUCUCAUUCCAGGCGCACCUUUACCAAAUAAACCUGCCUAUAGAUGUAACCCUUUAGAAACUAAGGAGUUACAACGUCAAAUAGAAGAGUUGAUGGGUAUGGGUUAUGUUCGAGAGUCUAUGAGUCCGUGUGCUGUUCCUGCUCUUUUGGUUCCAAAAAAGGAUGGUACUUGGCGUAUGUGCAUUGAUAGUGAUGGCGUGAAGGUUGAUCCAAGCAAGGUUGAAGCAAUUCAAUCAUGGCCUAGUUCUAAAACACUCACGGAGGUCCGUUCUUUCCAUGGGCUAGCUUCCUUUUAUAGGAGGUUCAUUCGGAAUUUUAGCACUCUCAUGGCUCCCAUAACCGAGUGCACAAAGAAGGGUUCGUUUGAAUGGACUCCACAAGCUCAAAAGGCAUUUGAAGAAAUCAAAGAGAAGAUGUGCAACACACCUAUCCUAGCACUCCCAGAUUUUUCAAAGCCAUUUGAAGUUGAAUGUGACGCAAGUGGGAAAGCGAUUGGUGCCGUGUUGAUUCAAGAGGGGCGUCCAAUUGAUUACUUUAGUGAGAAGUUGAGUCAAGGCAAGCUGAAUUAUUCCACCUAUGAUAAAGAGUUCUAUGCAAUGGUAAGAGCUCUAGAUCAUUGGUCACAUUAUUUGAGACCACAACCGUUCAUACUUCAUUCGGAUCAUGAGUCCUUGAGGUUUAUUCAUGGGCAAAAGAAGUUGAAUUCAAGGCAUGCAAAAUUGGUAGAAUUUCUGCAAACAUUUAACUUUUCAUCCAAAUACAAGAGUGGAAAGGCAAAUGUUGUUGCGGAUGCCUUAUCUAGAAGGCAUGAUGGUUUUCUUUUCAAGGAAAAUAGAUUAUGCAUUCCUAAGUGUCCAAUUAGAAGUUUGUUGAUUCAUGAAGUUCAUGGAGGAGGUCUGGCUGGUCACGUUGGGAUUCAAAAGACAAUGGAGCUUCUUCAAGCUCACUUUUAUUGGCCCAAGAUGUUAGCCACGGUUCAUCAUGUGGUUAGUCGUUGCUCUACUUGUCAAAGGGCAAAAAUGGUGUUCCAUAAGGGUCUUUACAAGCCUUUGCCAGUUCCCGAGAGACCUUGGGAAGAUAUUAGUAUGGAUUUUAUUGUAGCUUUACCUAGAACUCAAAGGGGUAAAGAUUCAAUAAUGGUGGUUGUUGAUAGGUUCUCAAAAAUGGCUCACUUCAUUCCAUGUCAUAAAACUGAAGAUGCCAUGAAAGUGGCUAAGCUAUAUUUUGAGGAAGUGGUUCGUUUUCAUGGGGUGCCACGCACCAUUGUGUCUGAUCGAGAUACAAAGUUCCUAAGUCAUUUUUGGAAGUCAUUAUGGCGUCUCAUGGGAACUAAGUUGCUGUUUUCUACAUCACAUCAUCCACAAACCGACGGUCAAACCGAGGUGGUGAAUAGAGUGCUUGGUUCUUUGCUUAGAACCUUGGUUAAUAAGAGCACCAAGGAUUGGGAUGUUAAGCUUGGUCAUGCCGAGUUUGCUUACAAUAGGACUCCUAGUGCUACUACAAAGUAUUCACCUUUUGAAGUAGUCUACGGGGUUAAUCCCUAUGUUCCUAUUGAUCUUAUAUAUUUUGGUGACUUAGUGUGGAUUUACAUGAGGAAAGAAAGGUUUCCUAGUCAAAGGAAAAACAAGCUCAUGCCAAGAGCUGAAGGUCCAUUUGAAGUAGUGGAAAAGAUCAAUGACAAUGCAUACAAGGUUGAUUUGGGUGGAAGCUUAAUCAAUCACACACACGGAAGUCCAAAAUGCUUCACAAACAAACCCUCAGGCACUCAAAACAGACCAAGAAGUCACUUUCUUGAUUUUCCGAUGUUGAUGACUGAGGCACUUUGUCUGCCUUGUAUGAUUACUCUACGAUAUUCACAAUGCAAGGAUGUUUUAAGCCUUGAUUGUAUUGCUACCUUGAGAAUACGAGUUGCUAUCUCCCAUUCUGAUCUUCAUGAUGCCACUCAUCCUGAGGAUACUCCAAGCAUACCAAGAUCAUUACAAUCCCCAAGAAAACAAGAGAGCCCCAAGCAAACGAAGAAGGGAACAGAAGAGAGCCCCAAGCAACCAAGGAAGGGAACAGGACAAACACAAGGCACUGUUCGAGAAUCUGACGACCAAGUCACCUUGAUGCACUGCCUGAGGAUUAACCACGAGCUUCCAGAGGGUGACCAAGGUGGAUAUAGCAACUGUAUACAUGGGCCUAGCCAUCAAGGGCCUAGGACCCUACUGACAAUCACCAUGGAAGACGGAGGGACCAGUGCAAGUUUUCAAUCAGUUCCAACACGAUUCAAGAGUAGACAAUCUCUGAAGCUAGAUUAA